Molecule: messenger RNA, 3931 nt
Organism: Cuculus canorus (common cuckoo)
Lineage: Eukaryota; Metazoa; Chordata; Aves; Cuculiformes; Cuculidae
Gene: DDX41
Product: DEAD-box helicase 41
Exons: 17
Coding region: 47-1900 (617 amino acids)
Biological process (GO): mRNA splicing, via spliceosome
Cellular component (GO): spliceosomal complex
Molecular function (GO): RNA binding; zinc ion binding; RNA helicase activity
Source: RefSeq, a predicted model, not a curated record
CCGGCGCGCGCGAUUCACAUCCGGGGUGGUGCGGGGCGACGGAGCCAUGGAGGCCGCGGCCGACAGGAAGAGGCCGCGGGAGGAGGCGGCGGAGGGAUCCGAGCUCUCCGGAGAGGAGGAUGACGACUAUGUGCCCUACGUGCCCCUCAAGCAGCGCAAGCAGCAGAUGCUGCAGAAGCUGCUGCAGAUGCGGCGGAAGGUAGUGUUGGAGGAGGAGCAACGAGACAGCGGGAGCGAGCAGAGAGGAGAUGAAGAUGACAUCCCCCUGGGGCCCCAGUCCAACAUCAGCCUCCUGGACCAGCACCAGCAUCUCAAAGAGAAGGCGGAAGCUCGGAAGGAGUCAGCCAAGGAGAAGCAGCUGAAGGAGGAGGAGAAGAUCCUGGAGAGUGUGGCAGAAGGCCGAGCUCUGAUGUCAGUGAAGGAGAUGGCAAAGGGCAUCACCUACGAUGAUCCUAUUAAAACCAGCUGGAGAGCACCUCGUUACAUCCUGGGCAUGUCAGAGGCACGGCAUGACCGUGUGCGCAAGAAGUACCACAUCCUGGUGGAGGGGGAAGGCAUCCCACCCCCCAUCAAGAGCUUCAAGGAGAUGAAGUUUCCAGCAGCUAUCCUGAGGGGCCUGAAGAAAAAAGGAAUCCAACAGCCGACACCCAUACAGAUCCAAGGCAUCCCCACAAUCCUCUCGGGAAGGGACAUGAUUGGUAUUGCAUUCACUGGCUCUGGGAAGACCUUGGUGUUCACUCUCCCAGUGAUAAUGUUCUGCCUGGAGCAGGAGAAGCGGCUACCAUUUUCCAAGCGAGAGGGCCCCUACGGACUCAUCAUCUGUCCCUCGCGGGAGCUGGCCCGGCAAACCCACGGCAUCAUCGAGUACUACUGCCGCCUGCUGCAGGAGGACGGCCUGCCACCGCUGCGCUGCGCCCUCUGCAUCGGGGGCAUGUCUGUCAAGGAGCAGAUGGAGACGAUCAAACACGGUGUGCACAUGAUGGUGGCAACCCCUGGCCGCCUGAUGGACCUGCUGCAGAAGAAGAUGGUCAGCCUGGACAUCUGCCGUUACUUGGCCUUGGAUGAGGCUGACAGGAUGAUCGAUAUGGGCUUUGAAGGGGACAUCCGUACCAUCUUCUCCUACUUCAAGGGCCAGCGACAGACCCUCCUCUUCAGCGCCACAAUGCCCAAGAAGAUCCAGAAUUUUGCCAAGAGUGCCCUGGUGAAGCCAAUCACCAUUAACGUUGGGCGAGCGGGUGCUGCCAGCCUGGACGUUGUGCAGGAAGUGGAGUAUGUGAAAGAGGAGGCCAAGAUGGUGUACCUCCUUGAGUGCCUGCAGAAGACUCCGCCACCUGUGCUGAUCUUUGCAGAAAAGAAGGCAGAUGUCGAUGCGAUCCAUGAAUACCUGCUGCUCAAGGGUGUGGAAGCUGUGGCCAUCCACGGAGGGAAAGAUCAGGAGGAACGGACAAAAGCCAUCGAGGCUUUCCGAGAUGGGAAGAAGGAUGUCCUGGUUGCUACUGAUGUUGCUUCCAAGGGCCUAGACUUCCCAGCCAUCCAGCACGUCAUCAACUAUGACAUGCCGGAGGAAAUUGAGAACUAUGUUCACCGUAUUGGGCGUACAGGCCGUUCAGGCAACACUGGCAUUGCCACCACCUUCAUCAACAAGGCUUGUGAUGAGUCGGUGCUGAUGGACCUGAAGGCCCUGCUCCUGGAGGCGAAGCAGAAGGUGCCGCCGGUGCUCCAGGUGCUGCACUGUGGGGACGAGACCAUGCUGGACAUCGGAGGCGAGCGAGGCUGUGCCUUCUGUGGCGGCCUGGGCCAUCGCAUCACCGACUGCCCCAAGCUGGAGGCCAUGCAGACCAAGCAAGUCAGCAACAUCGGUCGCAAGGACUACCUGGCCCACAGCUCUAUGGACUUCUAACCUGGGGAGUGAGCUUCUCUGAGCUUCCCCAGCAUGGGCCUUGGUUCUGUUUCAGCUGGGCAGUGCCCCAACUGUCCUCACCUUUCCCAAGCUCAGGGACCUGUCCUGGACUGCUGUGCCCCCUUUUCCAGACGCUUGGUCACCAGGGCUGUUGCCAGCUCAGCCUGACAAAGCUCCUGCCCUGGGAGGAAACGCGUGGAGCUGUGCUGCAACAGCCCGUUACGUCAGCAGGGCGUUGGGCAAGCAGGUAGCGGUGCCCGAGGGGAGGAGAAAGCCCAGGUGGGGCGGUUGGUCUGGGGCUGCUGCUGGCUGCCCCGGCAGUGGUGUGGUCAGGGUCUUGUGUCACUGCUCUCCAGAGCCCCUCAAUUCCUCUGUGACCAUCCCCUUUCCCUGAUUUGUGCAUCCUCGGUUGGUGGCUGUUCCCGUGCCCCCCACAUGCUCUCUGGUGCUGCUGGGAUGAGGCAGAGCACGUUGUGCUCCUGUUAUGUGGUCCUUGAGGUGCUUCCUGUGCUCUGCCUGUGUGCGUUCUGCACCACUGCCCCUCUGUGAGGGGGAGGGCAGAUGAACGGACACCUCCUAUGGCCCAGCCUCUGCCUCAUCCCACACAGCCAAAAGGGGAAGUCGCUGAGAGAAGGAAGUCUGCCCCAUGCAGUUGCUUUGGUUGUGGCAGUCACAUUUUCUCCGUUGCUGGUAGCCCAAGCCCCUGACCCUUGCACUGGCUGUCAGGGCGGCACUGGGCCCAUGGAGAGCCCAGUGAAGGAUGGGAUCCUCUAUGUGCAGCACUGCAAGUUUGGAAAGGUAAAGGGUGGAUUUGGGGCUGGGUAGAGGGUUUGCCCUGGUUUGUCUUGACUCCAGGCCUGGGGCUGAGCCCUCGGCAGGCUGGGAAUGGGGGUGCAGGAACUGGACCCCUUGGAGCUGCCCUAGGAGCGGGCACUGCCCAUGGCUGAGGAGACUCCUCUGUGCAGGCACCUGCUCGGCUCCCCUCUGUGCGGGUCCCUCUUCUUGCUUGGUCAGUGCGCAGUUUGCAAUGGAACAAUAAAUGCGUGUUAAUGAGGUGCAGCUUGAGUGUGCGUGUGGGAGCGGGGCAGCAUGUGAGACGUGGCCCUGCCCAGCCCUCGAGCCUGGCCCUGGGGGGCAGUGCUGUCCGUGGGGUGCCCCUCACGGCUUGGCCUGCCGCCUGGGCCCACAGGGCGGGCACCGCAUGCUGCAGUCCUGUGGGGUGGCACGAUGGGAGUCCUCAUAGGGGCAAGCCAGCUCGAGGGAGCUGUGGGGUGGGCAUUGGCUGUGCCUUAGUGGCAUCCCCUCUGCUGAAGCUGGGUGGCCAUGGCUUGGGGGGGCCUCGGUGGAUGCACUGGCCUGUGAUCACACUCCGACGUCACCUCUAAGUGAGAGCCAAGUCCUGGAACCAAAGCAGGCAGACCUUGCGUGGAUGGGGCUGGUGCCCUGAGCGUAGGAGGCAGGUGGGCUGUUAGCAGCGGGUAUUUUGGGUGCAUCUGGUUUCUGCAGGGCGGAGGCUCCACUGCACUUUGAGGUGCGAGGGGGCAUGCACCCCCUCUAUCCCAUGACCGGCUGGGAAGGUGCUGGUGCUGCAGAGCCUCCCCUGGGAGGAAGCGGGCUGCGAGCUGCAGGGUCUGGCUGUGCUUGGCAGAUGUGAGCCUGUCAGCAGGAGCCUCAGCAGCUCAAAAUGGCUUUAAUUUGCAUCAGGGUCUGUCCUGAGAACAGCUCGAGAGCUCAGCUGCAGCGGCAGCAGGCCAGCACUUGCAGUGGGGAACAAAGAGCAGGACCUGAUGCUCUGCGAGCCGGGAGUGAGUGUGACUCACCCAGUGAGCCAUGCCGAGCUCGCUUCGGGCAAGGCCUCAGCCUCGACCCAGCUUUGGGACUGCCUUGCUGUGGUCCUGAGGGCGCUGGCCCUGGCUCUCCAUGCCCUCAUGUUGUGUGGGCAGGGACCCACAUGGAUCUUCCUGAGUACUGCUAGCCUCACAUGGAGGGCUGCGCUGUGAGGAUGCAAUGGGCAGCUCUUUGCUGAUCCUU